AUGAGAUGGGGUCAUAAAGCUAAUCCGGAUAGGUGGUUCAUAAACUUACAACCACAAUUCCAAGAAGUUGUAGACGCAAUGGAAGUGAAUGGUGAACCAGAUGUAGCUGGUAUUUUCAGCGCGGCUUUAAUGCCAUUGAAAGAUAUGAAAGAUGCAGAUAUUUUGAACCAGUAUGAAAUGAACAUGGCUGAUGGAAAUAUAACACCUGACGUUCUAGAACAUUUAUCUCAAAGAACUACACAGAACCAUAGAGAUGGUAUAUUUGGUGAAGAGUUUAGAAAGAAAGUUAGGGAGAGAGAAGGAAGAGAACCUAUUGUACAUGACCUUGCAAACGAAAGUUUACAAAAUGUCAUAAAAACUUACUUUGCAGACAAUGAACCGAGAAGGGAUGAAUAUUUAAGAAAACUCAAAUGGACAGUACCAAAUGAAAUGUUAGUAUUGAAAAACAUGUUCCUUGACAAAAUAAAACCAACUACAGAAAUAAAUGACGCAAGACUGAAACAUUGGGUAAAAGCUUUCCCAUUCACAAAAGAUAUUAUUGGUAACAUGGAAAGAAAACCAGAAUGGCUACAAAAACAUAUAUUUGGAAACGAGCUUAUUCCAUAUGGACAAGCUCUGUUUGAAGAGCUUGAACCGGAAACUCAGGAAAGAGUCAUGCAAACAAUACGCGAAGACUCAAAUACAAACUAUGACAAAAUCUUUCUAGGAUAUAGGUUACCUGAGAUAGGCGACCAGAGCCCAAAGGCAAAAAGGACAUGGGAAAUUUACAACAUACUAGGUGAACAUGAGGCAAAGAUGCAACAACUUGAAGCAGAGGGCAAGUUACCAAAAGCGACACCAAAGAAGAAGAGUAGAACAAAGUAA
Trichomonas vaginalis G3 is the source of this 864-nucleotide messenger RNA. Its product is annotated as protein of unknown function, DUF4106 family. Lineage: Eukaryota; Parabasalia; Trichomonadida; Trichomonadidae. The record is from RefSeq and is a predicted model, not a curated record. The transcript has a single exon. Bases 1 to 864 code for a protein of 287 amino acids.